UUGAUAUCAAGUCAGAUGGGCUCUUCCAUCCGAUAGACACUGAGGCUACCCCGUCCACCCCACCCUCCCUCCCUCCACGCCACCCCCUACCGGCCCUUAGCCCCGGAUUCCCCUCCGGAUUGCUCGAUUGCCUAGGUGCCGCCUUGACACUGUCCCCCGCUGGAUUCGAGUGCAAGACGUGCAAGACGUGCAAGACGCACGACCCGAGCAGGAUGGACUACUACGAGGUGCUGGAAGUGACCCGCACGGCCACCGGAUCAGACAUCAAGAAAGCAUACCGCCGACUGGCUUUAAAAUGGCACCCGGAUAAGAACCCGGAUAAUCAAGAAGACGCCACCCAAAAGUUCAAGGAGAUCUCGGAAGCCUACGAGGUCCUCUCCGACGCCUUGAAACGAUGUGUCUAUGAUCGCCAAUUGAAGGAAAAAGAGACUCCCGAGCCGGAGAACGGAUUUCGGUUCCACAGUCAUCCCCAUCGCGAGUCGUCGCCCUUUUGUAGGUCUAAGGAUAAAAAGCGCAAUAUCUAUGACAAAUAUGGACGCGAGGGUUUGCAACCCGGAAGCGCCCCAGCCAACGGACCCAGCCGCCAUUUCCGAGGCAGACAUCGGAACAAUGUGUUCGAAGAAGGCGGCUUCGAGACGUUCGGUUUUCCUCAUUUCUGUUUCCGCGAUCCCGAGGACGUGUUCCGGGAGGCCUUUGGCGGGAUCGAUCCCUUCGAAGACAUGUUGGAUCCCUUCGGUCUUUUGGGUGGUCAUCGUGCUCGCGCCCACCAUCACGGCUCUCAUCGCGCCCACCACCACCAUAACCACAACAAUCGCCACCACGCUGCCUUGCAUGGCGUAGCCACCUCAUCGCCCGCUCAUCAUCAUCACCAUCACCUCCACCAACGCCAACAGAUCAAUCCGCUCUCCACACUUAUGAUGUCGCCGUUUAGCGGAAUGUCCGCGGUGGGUGGCGGUUUCGGUCAUUCGCCCUUUGACUCGCUCUUCGGAAUGGGCGGUCUGGGUGGAACUAGCUUUAUGAUGAGCUCAAUGGGUGGAGGUGGGUCCAUUUUCGAUGUCAUGGGAACAGGUCUAGGCGGUGGAGGGGGAGGGGCCGGAAUGGCUGGCACUUCCAUGUCCACGCGCUUCGUCAAUGGCAAAAAGAUUACUACCAAAAAGACAUUUGGCAACGGUGGUGAGACCAUCAAAGUGUACGAGAACGACGUUUUGGUCAGCCACACCGUCAACGGUGAGCCCGUGGGCGGCUCAGAUGCCAACACGAAUGGGCAUCAUCACCAUGGCCAUGGAGUCCACACCUCUCGAAGUUCUGGACGUAGGCGACAUUUUUGAAAAAAUUAAUAAACUGCUAAUUUCUGACCAAGA
This is a messenger RNA of Tigriopus californicus, 1361 nucleotides long. It is a transcript of the gene mrj, whose product is annotated as dnaJ homolog subfamily B member 6-like. Gene Ontology annotation, molecular function: ATPase activator activity; Hsp70 protein binding. Gene Ontology annotation, cellular component: endoplasmic reticulum membrane; cytosol. The coding region runs from base 213 to 1328 and encodes 371 amino acids. Gene Ontology annotation, biological process: protein refolding; positive regulation of proteasomal ubiquitin-dependent protein catabolic process. The transcript is spliced from 7 exons. The record is from RefSeq and is a predicted model, not a curated record. NCBI's taxonomy places the organism in Eukaryota, Metazoa, Arthropoda, Copepoda, Harpacticoida, Harpacticidae.